Molecule: messenger RNA, 1484 nt
Organism: Strongylocentrotus purpuratus (purple sea urchin)
Lineage: Eukaryota; Metazoa; Echinodermata; Echinoidea; Camarodonta; Strongylocentrotidae
Gene: gnrhr2
Product: gonadotropin-releasing hormone receptor 2
Exons: 3
Coding region: 160-1032 (290 amino acids)
Biological process (GO): G protein-coupled receptor signaling pathway
Cellular component (GO): membrane
Molecular function (GO): G protein-coupled receptor activity; peptide binding
Source: RefSeq, a predicted model, not a curated record
CAUUCGCUGAAAGAAGUUAGGUGAUGGAAGCGCGAUUUAUGAGAUAUCGCAUUUCACAUCAGAGAAGUGCAUAUGUCUCGGUCACUCCUGAUCAUGUGUUUUAUUGGAAGCUGAGACUUUGGAAUCUUUCUGAUACAGUGAAUACUCCAAACAAGCAUUAUGACUAGGACAACGUAUCUCUCUCCUGUGACUACAGAGUCAGCAAUCAUACAUCGAUUAAAUAUUUCUCUCUUUGAAGGUCUUUCAAAUUAUACCACUGCUGCGAACUUCUCAGAUUAUGACUUUUCAUAUUUCACGGAAUCGCCUGAUUCCAAUUCCAGCAUAUCGAAAACACCAACUUUCGAGCUGGCCUACCUAAUACGAAUCAUCACGCUCUCCACCAUCCUGGUUCUCUCAGUGCCUCUCAAUUUCAUUGUCCUCCUCACUGUCUGGCGACAACGAGGUCGAAAAUCCCGCGUCAACCUCCUCGUCCUCCACCUCACCAUCGCCGAUCUCCUCAUCACCUUCAUCAACAUCUCGACCGAUGUGGUGUGGUUCUGUACGGUGGCCUGGUUGGCGGGGAAUACCAUGUGCAAGCUCAUCAUGUUCAUGGAGACGUUUGCGAUGUACGCGUCGUCGUUUGUCCUGAUCGUCAUCAGCAUCGAUCGUUAUGCCGCCAUCGUUCACCCGCUCAGCGUCAGGGCCGCAGACAGGCGAUGUAAGAUCAUGUUGAGGGUGGCCUGGGGAUCAGCAGCUGUUUGUAGCAUACCUCAGCUCGUGGUCCACGAGCUCAUGUCACCAUCUUUCAACCCGACGUUCUACCAGUGUGUCGAUUACGGCUUCAAGGAAAAGUACUUCCGGCUGUGGUGGCUCUAUCAUAUUUUCGUCACUCUCAUUAUGUACGUGGUUCCCUUGGCAACCAUAUUCGCUUGCUAUUCAUCCAUCGUCUGGAAAAUCGUUAGAAGAACAAAUGGAUUAACGAGUUGGAGUAAGAAACCCGGGAAGACCACGCUCCGUAUGGCGGCAAUGAUGGCAUACCACGUGCUCGCAUGAGAGCCUUUCGUCUCACCGCCGCCAUCGUCGGCGGGUUCGUCAUCUGCUGGUCGCCCUACUACGUCGUCUCGACCUGGUACCACGUCGAUCAUGGCUGGCAGGACGAGUCGGAACCACCUGACCCUCCGUGGCUGUUCGAUGUCCUCAUCGCUCUCGGGUACCUCAACACGUGUGUUGAUCCAGUCCUAUACGGCAUCUUCACCACCAAGCUGGCUGGCUCGUGACGUCAGACACUGCUGGCGUACGUCUAAACCCGUCGCCAGAGGGAGACAGAGGUUGACGAGUCGACGUUCGACCUCCUCUUCAAACAACAAUCCGGUGACGGUGGGGUCAUCGGUUCGACUGGGAAUGACCACGGUCAAUGUUGUCAGCGAGGAGAGACAAGCGGUGCACUUUAGCAUUCCGGACGAGGAAGAGAGGACUGUUAUCCCGUAAAAAAGGGGGGAAAGUCG